AUGGGGAGGCAUCCACCAAACACAGCAAACCAAAACCCUUUAAAGAGCCAGACGCAGCGAAACAAACCAAACUCAGGAAUCACAGGAAUCGCAGAAGAGGAAGAGGAAGACACCGUCACCGCACCAACACCACACCAACACCGUCACCACGCCAACACCGUCACCGCACCAACACCGUCACCGCACCAACACCGUCACCGCACCAACACCGCCGACCUGGAGGAACCCGGCAGCGGCAGCUUCAGUAGCCUGGCCCAGGAGGUCAGGGCACAGCUCCAGCAGAUCUACAGCCAGAACUCGGUGCUGGCCAAGUUCUACAAAGACUCCACGGUGCAGGCCUUCAGUGAAGGGGACGGCCAGCCGGAUGGCAUGGUGGCAUAUUAUGAGUCCGAGUUUGAGCUCCCGGUCGUCCAGCUGUCCUCCCUGGACGAAGCCAUGGCGUCUCUGGAGGUGACAAGAAGUCAGCGUGGACGGCUGCUGAGACCCGACGCGGCGUUGAGGGUCAGCAAUGUCUCAUCUGGAGCACUGGACCCCCGGCUGACCAGGACCAACAUGUCUGAGGAAGCUCCAAUCAGCGUCCACGUGAGGAAGAAUGGCCGCAUUGAUUCUCCCGGGUUCGCCAACGCCCCCUACGCCCCCAACAUGGCCCAGAAGUGGCGGCUCCGAGCCGACCCGGGUCACCGAGUCCGCUUGGACUUCCACACCCUGAUCCUGGAGGACGACUGUGAGCAGGACUUCAUCCAGAUCUAUGACUCACUGGCUCCCAUCCGGCUCCGCCUCCUCACUGAGCAGUGUGGAUACCCGCAUGGCUCCCUGGCCUUCGUGUCGUCUGGGAACGUCAUGCUGCUGAUGCUGGUCACCAGUCAGGACAAGAACUUCCCCGGAUUCAGAGUCUUCUACUCCCAGGUUCCUGCAGCCAGCGGAGAUUGCGGCGGGACACUGAGAGGAGAACGAGGUUCGUUCUCCUCGCCGUUUUUCCCGGCCAACUAUCCUCCCAAAGCGGACUGCAGCUGGAGCCUCCAGGUUCCUGAGGGAAGGUUUGUGAAGGUCCAGUUCCAGAGGUUUUCUGUAGGGAAGGACGGAUCGCCGUGUCUCCAUGACUACGUGACGAUUGACGAGAAAAGAUUGUGUGGCAGCCAAUCAGAAUCCUCCGUGUUCAUCAGCCAGAGCAACAAGAUGAGUGUCGGCUUCAGGUCAGACCGGGGGCUCGUCUACCCGGGCUUCAGCGCCCGGUUCGAGGCCUUCGUCCCCACCGACCCUUGUCCUGGGAAGUUCAGGUGUGGCACCAACCUGUGCAUCAACACGACGCUCCGCUGCGACGGCUUCAACGACUGCGGCGACAACAGUGAUGAGAUCGACUGCACCUGCGCGGCGAUGCAGAUGAAGUGCAAGAACAACAUCUGCAAGGCAAAGUUCUGGAUGUGUGACGGCGUGGACGACUGCGGCGAUAACUCUGACGAAGAUGGCUGCGGGAAAUGCGGCGCCGCAGAGUUCUCCUGCAGGAACGGCCGCUGCGUCUCCAACGCGCUGCGAUGCGACGGCAGAGACGACUGCGGCGACGCCUCCGACGAGUCCGCAUGUCAGAAAUGUAAGGACACCAGAAACGGGUCAGAACCAGGUCAGAACCGGUUUGGACGGCAUUGUGCUGCAGGAGACGUACAGUGAGGUCGUCAGGGAUGGACAUACUAAGGUGGCGUUGACUGGAUGCUCAGUUGGUUCUAAUGGGCCCAAAGUGCCCAGUAGAAAUCCAGGCUCAUCAGACCAGGCAACGUUUUCCAAUCCUCUCUUGUCCAGUUUUGCUGGUCCUGUGUGAACUGCAGCCUCAGAAAGGAGGCGCCGGUCUGGUCAUCUGCUGCUGUAGCCCCUCUGUCUUAAGGUUUGACGUGUUUUGCAUUCAGAGACGCUCUUCUUCACUCGUUAGAACUCGGUCGUAACAGCUGGUUAUUUGAGUUUCUGUUGCCGUUCUAUCGGUUCAAGCCAGUCUGUCCGUUCUCCUCUGACCUCUGACCUCUGGCAUCAACAAGACUUUUGCGCCCACAGAGCUGCCGCUCACUGGAUAUUUUCUCCUUUUGGACCGUCCUCUGUAAACCCUGGAGAUGGUUGUGGGUGAAAAUCCCAGUACAUCAGCAGUUUCUGAGACACUCAGGCCAACAGCCAUCAAAGUCUCUUAUCUCCUUUCUUCUCGUUUUGAUGCUCAGUUUGAGCUGCAGCAGGUCGCCGUGGCUACCACAG
Molecule: messenger RNA, 2232 nt
Organism: Poecilia latipinna (sailfin molly)
Lineage: Eukaryota; Metazoa; Chordata; Actinopteri; Cyprinodontiformes; Poeciliidae
Product: suppressor of tumorigenicity 14 protein-like
Exons: 13
Coding region: 1-1665 (554 amino acids)
Molecular function (GO): protein binding; serine-type endopeptidase activity
Source: RefSeq, a predicted model, not a curated record